ACCCAUUGCCGCACGCAUCGUACUUAUUGUCACAGACGAUCUACCGCACUACGAGGGCGACGCCCAGUUGGGCAUUGACUGGUGGAACCCUAACUCGGGUGUAGAACCUGAGUCGCCCCACUUUUGGAGUCCUGAAUUCAUCAAUACCAAUCUGUACUAUCCAAACGAUAGCCCCGCUAUCUACGACCCCGUCAGCAACGGUGGGAACUACAUCAGGCUGCUCGAACUCAACGACAAGGCGAAGCAGGGACAGGCAUUGCCAGUUCGCAACCUCCGUCUUAGAGGCAGUACUUUCACAAACUCAACAAAGAACGUGCAACUCUCCACAAAGAAUGUGCAACUCAGCGACGAUGAGAGGAAGGAAUACGACGACCUGUUGAAAUUGUUGGGUCCUGCCAACUUUCCUAACGCUAAGCCUCAUCCUGGAACCAUGGAGGCAGCGGCCAACUGUGGGGAGUACGAAUAUCCCUCUCUGGCGCAAGUUGGAAAGGCAAUGACGGACGCCGGAAUCGUGCCGCUGGUGCUAGUUAGUGAGCCAGACUAUGUAUAUUACGAGUCUUCAACCUUGUGUGCCCAGCGAGGGUUCGGCUUCGGGGAGCAGGACAAGGCUGGGUUUGUGAACUGCGCUAGACGAAUGUACGAGGAAGACUUUAAGAAUAUGAACCUCACCUUCUACAAAACCGCAGCGUUCUCGAAGAACGCAGAACAAUUCGUUACCAGCAUCAAAGACGUACUCGACCAGAUGACCGCGUCCUUUGAUUGCAACCCGCCUACGCCACCACCCGUACCCGGUGACUGCCCUACCGCCGUGGCACCCGUGCCAGUCAUCGUCGCCGACGACUCCCACCGACUCUCCUCAGGCGCCGUUGCCGGCGUCACCGUCGGAGCUAGCGCCGGUGUCGGACUACUCUUCGGAGCUCUUGGAUACGCCCUCAGGGCCUGGACCAAUCGCGGAAAUGCACCCAGCUCGAUCAAGGACGUCGGCCUUGACGUAGACGCACGAAACGUUACCGUCAACAGGGACGUCACCCAGAUCCUACAAGCCGACAUGUUCCAGUAG
Gregarina niphandrodes is the source of this 1060-nucleotide messenger RNA. RefSeq names its product putative transmembrane protein. Lineage: Eukaryota; Apicomplexa; Conoidasida; Eugregarinorida; Gregarinidae. The annotation marks the transcript as partial. The record is from RefSeq and is a predicted model, not a curated record. The transcript has a single exon.